AAUAGUGGGAUAUGUUUGGGACUUUGAGCUCAAAAAUGGUAUUGCUAACACUUUUGAUUUGAUAUUUGCAAAUGACUAUUAAUAAUGACUUUUAGUAAAAGUCAUAGAGCUCAAGAAGUCCCAUUUUAAAGUAAAGACUCGUAUAUGACUAAUAGGUUAGUGAAAUACAAAAAAUUGACUAUUUUUCUUAUUUUCCAAAUAUCUGACUUAUCCGGCCCGCUACUUCCAUCCCAGCCCAUUAUUUUGUUUUCGUCUCUGAAGUCAGGCCAACAUCAUCAUUCAUCAACCAAGGAACGCCAUAGCCUGUCGCAUGAGCAGACAUCUCCAAAGGCUGUCGUAGGAGCAGAGGAGACCACUCCCCAGGCCGUCUCCGUCGCAUCCACGGACAGAGCAGAGGGAUCGCCGCCGGCGCCGCCCUCGCCCUAGUCUUUGCCGUCCGCGCUCCCGUCUUCUCCCUACGCAGUGCGGCCGGGUGAUCUAGAUCUAGAUUACGGCAGCUAGCUUUGAGGUUGGGAGGUGGUAUUGCGAUGGCUUGGGCCGGGAUUUGGGACAAGGGCUGGGGCAGGGGAACUUUGGGACGGGACUGGGGGGAGGGUGGGGAGGGGGCUGGUGGGUUGGGGAGGGGCGGGGUAAGGCAGCGGUUGUCAACGGGUCAUUGUUGGGGUGUGUUCGGGGCUGAGUGCGAGUGUGGGAGUCGGGUGAUCGGUCACAAUGUUGGUGGCGACAAUUUCACCGAACCGGAAACGGUCCCAGUGACAUGUUUUCCGACGGUAACUGUAGAAGUAGUAAAUAAGACGAUGGUCACUGGAGAGGUAGUAACUGAGAUGGACGGUGUCACCGGAACGCUAGCUACUAACUGGGACAGUGAUCACUGGAGCGAUGGUAAUUGAGGCGAUGUCACUGAGACGAUGUCAUUGGACUGUAGUAUUUAUGAUGAAGCAUGACGGUAACGAGAAAAGUAAAUAACUGAGACGGCGAUCAAUGGAGUGGUAGUAACUGAGACGAUGUCUUCUACGUUGGUGGUAAAUGAAACGAUAGUCACUGUAGCGGUAAUAAUUGAGAUGAUGUCACUGGAGCGGAAGUAAUUGAGACAGUGUCACUACUCACUACUGUGGUUGUAACUAGGAUAAUGACGUGGAACGCUAGUUGUAACUGGGAUGGUGAUCACCCCGAUAAUUGUCACACAAAUUUCAUUUCCGAAUUUCUUUUUCAGAAAUAAAAUUAAAAUAAAAAACAUUAAUU
Messenger RNA from Cuscuta epithymum, 1242 nucleotides. The record is from the annotation of a GenBank genome assembly. Lineage: Eukaryota; Viridiplantae; Streptophyta; Magnoliopsida; Solanales; Convolvulaceae.